Messenger RNA from Propithecus coquereli (Coquerel's sifaka), 2417 nucleotides. RefSeq names its product catenin (cadherin-associated protein), alpha-like 1 (gene CTNNAL1). The record is from RefSeq and is a predicted model, not a curated record. Lineage: Eukaryota; Metazoa; Chordata; Mammalia; Primates; Indriidae. The transcript is spliced from 19 exons. Gene Ontology annotation, molecular function: actin filament binding; cadherin binding. Gene Ontology annotation, biological process: Rho protein signal transduction; cell adhesion.
UCGCAGUGGCGCCGAGUCCGGGCUGCGGGACGAGCCGAGCACCAUGGCCGCCUCUCCCGGCCCUGCCGCCGUUGGCGGCGCCGGAGCUGUGUGUGGCUCCGGCCCGUCGGGCUUCGCCUUCGACUCGGGACUGGAGAUCAAAACUCGCUCGGUGGAGCAGACGCUGCUGCCGCUGGUUUCUCAGAUCACCACACUUAUUAAUCAUAAAGAUAAUACCAAAAAGUCUGAUAAAACUCUGCAAGCAAUUCAGCGUGUAGGACAAGCUGUCAACUUGGCAGUUGGAAGAUUUGUUAAAGUAGGGGAAGCUAUAGCCAAUGAAAACUGGGAUUUGAAAGAAGAAAUAAAUAUUGCCUGUAUUGAAGCCAAGCAAGCAGGAGAAACAAUUGCAGCACUUACAGACGUAACCAACUUGAAUCAUCCCAAAUCUGAUGGCCAGAUCACAAUUUUUACAGACAAAACAGGAGUUAUAAAGGCUGCAAGAUUACUUCUUUCUUCAGUGACAAAAGUGUUGUUGUUGGCAGACCGAGUAGUCAUUAAACAGAUAAUAACAUCAAGAAAUAAGGUUCUUGCAACUAUGGAAAGACUAGAGAGAGUGAAUAGCUUUCAAGAGUUUGUCCAAAUAUUUAGUCAAUUUGGAAAUGAAAUGGUGGAAUUUGCACAUCUGACUGGAGAUAGACAAAAUGAUUUAAAAGAUGAAAAGAAAAAGGCAAAAAUGGCAGCAGCUAGGGCAGUUCUUGAAAAGUGUACAAUGAUGCUUCUCACAGCUUCAAAGACAUGUCUCAGGCAUCCCAGCUGCGAGUCAGCCCAUAAAAACAAAGAAGGAGUAUUUGACCGCAUGAAAGUAGCAUUAGAUAAGGUUAUUGAAAUUGUGACUGACUGUAAAUUGAAUGGAGAGACUGACAUUUCAUCUAUCAGUAUUUUUACUGGAAUUAAAGAAUUUAAGAUGAAUGUUGAAGCUCUUCGGGAGAAUCUUUAUUUUCAGUCCAAAGAGAACCUUUCUGCAACAUUAGAAGCCAUCUUGGAGCGUACGGAGGACUUCACUGAUUCUGCUUACACUACCCAUGAGCACAGGGAACGCAUCUUGGAACUAUCAACUCAGGCGAGAAUGGAAAUGCAGCAGUUAAUUUCUGUGUGGAUUCAAGCUGAGUUCAAGACCAGCCUGAGCAUGAGCGAGACCCUAUCUCUCCCCAAAAUAGAGAAAUUAGCUGGAAACCUAUAGGAAGUUGUGAAACAACUUCAUAGUACAGCAACACAGCUGGCAACAGAUCUGUUAAAAUACCAUGCUGAUCAUGUGGUUCUGAAAGCAUUAAAACUUACUGGAGUAGAAGGAAAUUUAGAGGCUUUGGCUGAAUAUGCCUGUAAACUCUCUGAACAGAAAGAACAGCUUGUUGAGACCUGUCGAUUGUUGCGACAUGUAUCUGGGACAGAACCUCUUGAAAUAACCUGUAUACAUGCAGAGGAGACAUUUCGGGUGACUGGCCAACAGAUAAUUUCUGCUGCUGAAACAUUGACAUUGCAUCCAUCUAGUAAAAUUGCUAAAGAAAACCUAGAUGUAUUUUGUGAAGCUUGGGAAUCCCAAAUUAAUGACAUGUCAACACUGCUGAGAGAAAUCAGUGAUGUGUUUGAAGGAAGACGAGUGUCACAGAAGAAUAAUGCAAACCUGAAAUCAUUAAAGCCCGACAAGCCUGACUCUGAGGAGCAAGCCAAGAUAGCAAAGCUUGGACUUAAGCUGGGUUUGCUCACUUCUGAUGCCAACUGCGAAAUUGAGAAGUGGGAGGACCAGGAGAAUGAGAUUGUUCGAUAUGGACGGGACAUGUCCAGUAUGGCUUAUUCUCUAUAUUUAUUUACUAGAGGAGAAGGGCCACUGAAAACUUCCCAGGACUUAAUUCAUCAACUAGAGGUUUUUGCUGCAGAGGGUUUAAAGCUUACUUCAAGUGUACAAGCUUUUUCAAAACAGCUGAAAGAUGAUGACAAGCUUAUGCUUCUCUUGGAAAUAAACAAGCUAAUUCCUCUAUGCCACCAGCUUCAGACAAUAACUAAGACAUCUUUGCAGAAUAAAGCAUUUCUAAAGGUUGACAAGUGUAUUAUAAAGACAAGAUCCAUCAUGGCUCUCUUGGUCCAACUUCUUUCGCUUUGCUAUAAACUGUUAAAGAAGCUUCCUGUGGAAAAUAACAGAUGGGUCUCAGUUACAAAUAAAGACACCAUAGACGGUAAAACUUGAGAAGAUUUUGGGGUCGGAUCUCUGGAACAUCAUGUAGCAUUGCUAACAUUUUUAAAAAGCAAAUGAUCCUUUAUCAUUUCAGAAAUUCAAAAAUUUAUAAAGAAAACAAUACUGAAAUUUUGCUUUAUUUUCUGAUCAUGAAACCUCUUGUGAAGCUUUUUGACAACUAAUAAAUGUCAUAAUAGUUGCUAAUUGC